Messenger RNA from Falco peregrinus (peregrine falcon), 8005 nucleotides. It is a transcript of the gene ACACB, whose product is annotated as acetyl-CoA carboxylase beta. Gene Ontology annotation, biological process: fatty acid biosynthetic process. Gene Ontology annotation, molecular function: metal ion binding; ATP binding; acetyl-CoA carboxylase activity. The record is from RefSeq and is a predicted model, not a curated record. Bases 1 to 6741 code for a protein of 2246 amino acids. Lineage: Eukaryota; Metazoa; Chordata; Aves; Falconiformes; Falconidae. The transcript has 51 exons.
AUGUCGGGGCUGCACCUGGCGAAGAGGGGCCGCGAGCACAGGAAGAUGGACCUGCAACGGGACUUCACCGUCGCCUCGCCGGCAGAGUUCGUCACCCGCUUCGGGGGCAACUGCGUCAUUGAGAAGGUCCUCAUCGCCAACAAUGGCAUCGCUGCCGUCAAGUGCAUGCGCUCCAUCCGCCGGUGGGCCUACGAGAUGUUCCGAAACGAGCGUGCGAUUCGGUUCGUGGUCAUGGUCACCCCCGAAGACCUCAAGGCUAAUGCAGAGUACAUCAAGAUGGCAGAUCACUAUGUGCCCGUCCCCGGGGGAGCCAACAACAACAACUACGCCAACGUCGAGCUGAUUGUGGACAUUUCCAAACGGAUCCCAGUCCAGGCGGUGUGGGCUGGCUGGGGACAUGCCUCGGAAAACCCCAAGCUGCCGGAGCUGCUGCAGAAAAAUGGGAUAGCUUUCCUAGGACCCCCCAGCCAUGCCAUGUCGGCACUGGGGGACAAAGUCGCCUCCACCAUUGUGGCUCAGACGGUCCAGAUCCCCACACUGCCGUGGAGCGGGAGUGGUCUGGUGGCCCAGUGGUCCGAGGAGGACCAGAAGCAUCAGCAGAUGAUCAGCAUCCCCCUCGAGACGUACAGACAGGGCUGUGUGAAGGAUGUGGAGGAAGGUUUGGAGGUGGCCAAGAGGAUCGGCUACCCUCUGAUGAUCAAGGCAGCAGAAGGUGGCGGGGGCAAAGGCAUCCGAAAAGUGGAGGCAGUGGAGGAGUUUGGCACCUGCUUUCGGCAGGUGCAGGCAGAGGCGCCUGGAUCUGCCAUCUUCCUGAUGAAGCUGGCAGAGCGCGCACGGCACCUGGAGGUGCAGGUGCUGGCGGAUGGGUAUGGCAACGCCAUCUCCCUCUUCGGCCGUGACUGCUCCAUCCAGCGCAGGCACCAGAAGAUCAUCGAAGAGGCACCCGUCACCAUCGCGGCACCCUCCGUCAUCGAGGUGAUGGAGCAGUGUGCGAUCCGCCUGGCCCAGAUGGUGGGCUACGUGAGCACGGGCACCGUUGAGUACCUCUACGGUGAGGACGGGAUCUUCUACUUCCUCGAGCUGAACCCACGCCUGCAAGUGGAGCACCCUUGCACAGAGAUGAUCGCAGAUGUGAACCUUCCUGCUGCCCAGCUGCAGAUUGCAAUGGGCAUCCCCUUGCACAGGAUAAAAGACAUCCGGCUGCUGUACGGGGAGAGCCCCUGGGGUGAAACGCCCAUCUGCUUCUGCAGCCCCACCAACGCCCCCGUGCCCAGGGGUCACGUCAUCGCCGCCCGGAUCACUAGCGAGAACCCUGAGGAGGGUUUCAAGCCCAGCUCGGGGACGGUGCAGGAGCUGAACUUUCGCAGCAGUAAGAACGUCUGGGGGUACUUCAGUGUGGCAGCGGCCGGAGGGCUCCACGAAUUUGCUGAUUCCCAGUUUGGGCACUGCUUCUCGUGGGGAGAGAACCGGGAGGAGGCCAUCUCGAACAUGGUGGUCGCCCUGAAAGAGCUGUCUAUCCGUGGGGAUUUCCGCACCACAGUGGAGUAUCUGAUUAAGCUGCUGGAGACAGAGAGCUUCCAGAACAACGAGAUAGACACCAGCUGGCUGGACCAUCUGAUCGCCGAGAAAGUGCAGGCAGAGAAGCCAGACACGAUGCUGGGUGUCGUCUGCGGCGCCCUGAACGUGGCGGAUGCUGCCUUCAGGACGUGCAUGACUGACUUCUUGCACUCGCUGGAGAGGGGGCAGGUGCUGCCGGCAGCCUCCUUGCUGAACAUCGUCGAUGUGGAGCUCAUCUAUGAAGGUGUGAAGUACAUUCUCCAGGUUGCUCGCCAGUCCCUGACGACAUACGUGAUCAUCAUGAACAGCACCCACAUAGAGAUAGAUGUGCACCGGCUGAACGACGGCGGGCUGCUGCUCUCCUAUGACAGCAACAGCUACACCACCUACAUGAAGGAGGAGAUUGACAGAUAUCGGAUCACCAUCGGCAACAAAACGUGUGACUUCGAGAAGGAGAAGGACCCAACGGUGCUGCGCUCACCCUCUGCGGGGAAGCUGCUGCAGUACACAGUGGAAGAUGGUGGCCACGUGGCCGAGGGGAAUGUUUUUGCGGAGAUUGAGGUGAUGAAAAUCAUCAUGACGCUGAUGGUGGAGGAGGCCGGGCGGGUGCACUAUGUCAAGCGGCCAGGUGCGCAGCUGGAAGUGGGUUGCGUCAUAGCCCGGCUCGAGCUGGACGAUCCCACCAAAGUAAAGCCUGCACAGACAUUCAUGGGGGGGCUCCCGGCCCAGCAGACCCUCCCCAUCACAGGUGAGAAGCAGCACCAGGUUCUCCGCAAUGUGUUAGACAAUCUCACCAACAUCAUGAACGGGUACUGCCUGCCCGAGCCCUACUUCAGCACCAAGGUGAAGGAGUGGGUGACACAGCUGAUGAAUACCCUGCGGGAUCCCUCCCUGCCCCUCUUGGAGCUGCAGGAGAUCAUGACAAGCAUCUCGGGAAGAAUCCCCCUCUCCGUGGAGAAGUCGAUCCGGAAGGUGAUGGCGCAGUACGCCAGCAACAUCACCUCCGUGCUCUGCCGCUUCCCCAGCCAGCAGAUCGCCAACGUGCUGGACACCCAUGCGGCUACGCUGCAGAGGAAGGCUGAGCGGGAGGUCUUCUUCAUGAACACGCAGAGCUUGGUGCAGCUGGUGCAGAGGUACCGCAGCGGCAUCCGUGGCUACAUGAAGGCAGUGGUGCUGGACUUGCUACGGCGCUACCUGCAAGUGGAGACACAGUUCCAGCAUGCUCACUAUGACAAGUGUGUCAUCAGCCUGCGGGAGCAGUGCAAACCUGACAUGACCCCCGUGCUGGAAAGCAUCUUCUCUCAUGCCCAGGUGGCAAAGAAGAACCUGUUGGUGACCAUGUUAAUUGACCAGCUGUGUGGCCAUGACUCCACGCUGACGGAUGAGCUGAUGGCCAUCCUCCACGAGCUGACACAGCUCAGCAAGACCGAGCACUCCAAAGUGGCACUGAGAGCCCGGCAGGUGCUCAUCGCCUCUCACCUGCCCUCCUACGAGCUGCGGCACAACCAAGUAGAGUCCAUUUUCCUUUCUGCUAUCAACAUGUACGGACACGAGUACUGCCCUGAGAACCUGAAGAAACUGAUCCUUUCAGAAACCACCAUCUUCGAUGUUCUUCCUGCCUUCUUCUACCACAGCAACCAGGUGGUGCGCAUGGCAGCGCUGGAGGUGUACGUGCGGCGUGGGUACAUCGCCUACGAGCUGAACAGCCUGCAGCACCGGCAGCUCUCGGAUGGCACCUGCCUGGUGGAGUUCCAGUUCAUGCUGCCCUCCUCCCACCCAAACAGGAUGUCCAUCCCCAUCAGCAUCUCUAACCCUGACCUGGACCGGCACAGCACCGAGCUCUUCAUGGACAGUGGCUUUUGUCCCCCGAGCCAGCGGAUGGGAGCUAUGGUGGCCUUCGACAGAUUUGAGGAUUUCACAAGGAACUUCAAUGAAGUGAUCUCUUGCUUCGCCGACCCGCCUUCAGAGAGCGUGCUCUUCAGUGAGGCGCGAGCCACCAUCUAUGAAGAGGAGGACACCAAGAACGUCCGUGAGGAGCCAAUCCACAUCCUCAACAUUGCGCUCCGUUGGGCUGACUGCAUGGAAGAUGAGAAGCUGGUGCCCAUCUUCAGAGCCUUUGCCCAGUCCAAGAAAAAUGUCCUUGUUGACUGUGGUCUCCGGAGAAUCACGUUUCUCAUUGCCCAGCAGAGAGAAUUCCCGAAGUUUUUCACAUUCCGAGCCAGGGACGAGUUUGCAGAGGACCGUAUCUACCGGCACCUGGAGCCGGCACUCGCCUUCCAGCUGGAGCUGAGCCGCAUGCGCAACUUUGACCUGACGGCCAUUCCCUGCGCCAACCACAAGAUGCAUCUCUACCUGGGGGCUGCCAAAGUGCAGGCAGGUGCCGAGACCACCGACUACCGCUUCUUCAUCCGCGCCAUCGUGCGCCACUCGGACCUCAUCACCAAGGAGGCGUCCUUCGAGUACCUGCAGAAUGAGGGUGAGCGGCUGCUCCUGGAAGCGAUGGAUGAGCUGGAGGUGGCCUUCAACAAAACCGCUGUCCGCACCGACUGCAACCACAUCUUCCUCAACUUUGUCCCGACAGUCAUCAUGGACCCCUCCAAGAUCGAGGAGUCGGUGCGGUCCAUGGUGAUGCGCUACGGCAGCCGCCUCUGGAAGCUGCGUGUCCUGCAGGCUGAGGUGAAGAUCAACAUCCGCCUGACGCCCACUGCCACCGCCAUCCCCAUCCGCCUCUUCCUGACCAACGAGUCCGGCUACUACCUGGACAUCAGCCUCUACAAGGAAGUGAGGGACUCCAGCACUGGCAGUAUCAUGUUCCAGUCAUAUGGGGACAAGCAAGGGCUGCAGCACGGGAUGCUCAUCAACACCCCGUACGUCACCAAGGACCUGCUGCAGGCCAAGCGGUUCCAGGCGCAGUCCUUGGGCACCACCUACGUGUAUGACUUCCCAGAGAUGAUCAGGCAGGCUCUUUUCAAGCUGUGGGGCUCCUCGGAGCUGUACCCCAAGGACAUCCUGACGUACACUGAGCUGGUGCUGGACUCGCAGGGGCAGCUUGUGCAGAUGAACAGGGUCCCUGGAGGGAACGAGGUGGGGAUGGUUGCUUUCAAAAUGAAGCUGAAGACCCCCGAGUAUCCGAAAGGCCGGGACAUCGUGCUUAUCUGCAACGACAUCACGCACAAGAUCGGCUCCUUCGGGCCGGAGGAGGACCUGGUCUUCCUGCGGGCCUCCGAGCUGGCGCGGUCCGAAGGCAUCCCCCGCAUCUACAUUGCCGCCAACAGCGGCGCCCGCAUCGGCUUUGCCGACGAGAUAAAACACAUGUUCCAGGUGGCCUGGGUGGACCCUGAGGACCCCUACAAGGGAUUCAAGUACCUGUACCUGACUCCCCAGGACUACACGAGGAUCAGCACCACGAACUCGGUGCACUGUGAGCAUGUGGAGGAAGGAGGCGAGUCCAGGUAUGUCCUCCUGGACAUCAUUGGGAAGGACAAUGGAUUUGGGGUGGAAAACCUGAGAGCGGCCGGUACCAUCGCUGGGGAGUCCUCUCGCGCUUACGACGAAAUAGUGACCAUCAGCAUGGUGACCUGUCGUGCCAUCGGGAUUGGCGCGUACCUGGUGAGGCUGGGCCAGCGUGUCAUCCAGGUGGAGAACUCCCACAUCAUCCUCACUGGUGUCACAGCCCUCAAUAAGGUGUUGGGACGUGAAGUUUAUACAUCCAAUAACCAGCUGGGAGGUGUGCAGAUCAUGCACAAUAACGGUGUUUCCCAUGUCACUGUCCCAGAUGACUUUGAGGGGGUCUACACCAUCCUGCAGUGGCUCUCGUACAUGCCCAAGGAUAACCAGAGCCCGGUGCCCAUCACUGCCAUAAGUGACCCCAUUGACAGAGAAAUUGAUUUUGUCCCUUCCAAAGUCCCCUACGAUCCCAGGUGGAUGCUGGCAGGGAGACCCCAUCCAACUCUCAAGGGGACCUGGCAGAGUGGCUUCUUCGACCAGGGCAGCUUUCUGGAGAUCAUGAGGCCGUGGGCUCAGACAGUUGUGGUCGGCAGAGCAAGGCUGGGAGGUCUCCCUGUGGGUGUCAUCGCCGUUGAGACCCGCACCGUGGAGGUGACGAUACCUGCGGACCCCGCCAACCCAGAGUCAGAGGCAAAGAUAGUCCAGCAGGCAGGGCAGGUCUGGUUUCCAGAUUCUGCUUUUAAAACAGCCCAGGCCAUUCGGGACUUCAACCGGGAGCAUCUCCCGCUGAUGAUCUUCGCCAACUGGCGAGGCUUCUCCAGCGGCAUGAAAGACAUGUACAACCAAAUGCUGAAGUUCGGCGCCUUCAUUGUCGAUAGCCUCCGGGAUUUUAAGCAACCUGUCCUGGUCUACAUCCCACCGCAUGCGGAGCUGCGGGGAGGCUCCUGGGUGGUCAUCGACUCCACCAUCAACCCCCUGUAUGUGGAGCUCUACGCAGACAAGGAGAGCAGGGGAGGAAUUUUGGAGCCUGGAGGAACAGUGGAGAUCAAGUUCAGAAAGAAAGAUUUGGUAAAGACCAUGAGAAGGAUUGAUACGGUCUAUGGCAAGCUCGUUGAACAGCUGGGUAAGGGAAUGAUGUUCUGGCUUGGACCCCCCGAGCUGUCCGAGGCGCAGCGCAGGGAGCUGGAGCAGCAGCUCAAGGCCCGGGAGGAGCUCCUCCUACCCAUCUACUACCAGGUGGCUGUGCACUUCGCUGACCUGCACGACACCCCGGGCCGCAUGCAGGAGAAAGGUGUCAUCACGGAUAUCCUGGAGUGGAAGAACGCCCGCACCUUCCUCUACUGGCGGCUGCGACGGCUGCUGCUGGAGGAGGUGGUGAGGGCGGAGGUCUUGAAGGCAAACAGCGAGCUGAGCCACAUCCACAUUCAGUCCAUGCUACGGCGCUGGUUCAUGGAGACAGAAGGAGCCACCAAGGGCUACCUCUGGGACAACAACCAGGUGGUGGUGGAGUGGCUGGAGAAGCACAUGCAAGAGAAUGAUGGCACCCGGUCGGCCAUCUGGGAGAACAUCAAGUACCUGAAGCGGGACUACGUGCUCAAGCACAUCCGGAGUUUGAUCCAAGCCAACCCCGAGGUGGCCAUGGACUGCGUCAUCCAGACAGCCCAGCACAUCACCCGUGCGCAGAAGGCCCAGGUUGCCCAUCUCCUGUCGACAGUGGAUAAUGACAGCCCUCCUUGAGCUGGUGGCCAGCGGCGUGCAGGGCAAUCGCCGUGGGGCAGGACAUGCUUCUACUCACAGGCCAGACCUCAUCUCCCCACCUGGUUCCUCAGCCAUUGAACUGAUGCCUUCAACUCUUACCCGUGUGCCUAAAUAAGAGUGCCGGUGUUUGUAUUUUAAGCUGUGAAGAUGGUGUUGCCAUCCGUGCAAAGUUCCCUCUGGCACUGGGGCUGUUUGUCAGAGGGGCAGCUUGGCAGAAAAACUUGUCCUGACCCAAGUCUGGAGUCUGGACCUGGUGCAGAAGUUGGUUUUAAACAGAAUCUAAAAUCUUUUGAUGUGUUUUAAUCACAAGCCCUGGUCUUAGCCUUUAAAGCAGGCACCAGUGUCAGAUGUAUCUCAUGAGACGGGACGGAGCUGGAAGUACAAACUGGCCGAGGCACCACAGGCGAGCAGGAUGAGGGAGGAGGUGUCCCUAUGGCCGUGUUGAGGCUGAGCAGGCACUGGCACAAGGAAAUGUAAACCCUUCUUCAGAAGCAGUCCCAAAGCGAUGUUUUAUAAGAAACUCAGGAACUGUGAGAAGCAAUUUGCCUCAUCCUUCCCCUUGUUGGGGAACAAUCUGUAGAUGUCACUAUGAGUAGCUGGUGGUCCAGAAAAGACAUCAGUGACCGUGCUGGGAGCUGUUGAAGCAAGAACAUCAAUGGACCCACCAUGGUUUGACUGACCCAACUGUUCCUCUUGCCUGUCUCAUGUCCUUUCUGGCUUCUGCCACCACUCCUUUGGGUGCUUUCAGCCUGCAGAGAACAGAAAGGAGGGGAACACGGCUCUAGGUGCUCCUGCCCCAGCAACCUGGCUCCUCUGCUGAAGCACAGGAGCCAGGGUGAACUGUCUGCUCAGACCUGUACCUUGCUUCUCAGGUGGUCUUUAAUCAGCUUGGGUCAUGGAGGGACAAUUUAUGUGUUUUCCAGUGCCUCUGGCCGUGCCAGUGCAUCAUUUCACCGGCACAGGCUUGGCUUUGGCUGGCAAAGGGGGAGGCAGGCUGGCGAUGGAAGGUGGGACACCUGGUGCAAGUGCAGUGCUGGUAUUGCCGCGGUGUGGAGGUGUUGGACACCUCCUUGGUUAUGCCUGGGCUGGGGGGUCUCACCAGGGUCCGUGGGGGAUGUCUCCCUGUCCUGGGGAUGGGGGUGGAAAGGGUGUUAGGAGAUGCUUUCUGGUUUGCAAGGUGUCACUGCACGUUGUGAGGGAAGGGGGUGCUGAUGCUUGCCGUACAGGAGCCAAACCACCACCA